AUCUGGAGGGUCUAAUGUCAAUUUGGAGCGCCGAGGACUUGGACACUGCACCUGACCUCUUGCACGUCCGUUUGCACAGUGAUCUGGUCACUUGGAGCUGCUCGACGAGCGUUCAGGAUGAGGAUAUAAGGAGAGCGAGAAAGGACGAUUGAGAAGACGAUUUCCCUCUCGACCUCAGACUUUUCUUCAUCACAAACAUCUCUACACAAUCCACACUACCGACACAUAACAACAACAACGACGACACUAGCAAUGACUCGACUCGCCAAACUCCUGGCUCUCGGUCUCGCCCUCGCCGGCCUUUCCACGAACACCAACGCCUCGCCCAUCGAGACGGAGUCUCACGAACUCGCCCGGAGGACCACCUCGCUCAAGUGCGGGUGGGCGAAGAAGAACGGGGUCGACCUCGGAUGUAUGUGCGAUAUCCCCGGAUUGAGCAUCGACCUCGAUAUCGAUUUUGGGGGGUUCCCGGUCUUGGACUUGUUUUUGGGGUCUAAGCAGUACCCGCCGGGUUGUAGGCCUACUUGCGAUGACAAGGUCUACGAAUGCCCCUACGGAUCGAACGGAAAGGGAGGCUGUAACGAACCGGUCAAAUGCCCUCCCAAUCAGUGCGAGAGUUACGGGAAAUGCUGCCCGUACGGAACCCAGAACACCGGUGGUAUCUGCUGCCCUAAGAACUGUGUCAACAAGGAUGGCAAAUGUCACAUUCCCAAGCCCGAGCCGCCCAAGAAGCCCGAAUGCAAGAAGGAGAAUGAGGAGCUUAACAAGUGGACCAACAAGUGUCAGUGCAAGGACAACUACGAAUACUUUGGAGACAAGUGCGUCAUGAAGUGCCCCAAGGAUCAGAAGAGGAACCAUGAGGGUCAUUGUAUGUGCAUCAACGAGCACUUCAAGCCAGACCACGAGAACGUCUGCCGACCUCAGUGCGGACAUGAAGAGAUUCUCGACAAGUACAAGAACGUCUGCGUCAAAUGCGAGUACGGGGUCGAGCACGGAAAGUGCAAGCCCAAGCCGCCCCCUACCUGUUCUCACGAAGAGGUACUCAACAAGGAGAAGACCAAGUGCAUUAAAUGCGACUACGGAGUCGAGAACGGAAUGUGCAAGCCCAAGCCUCCUACUUGCCCUCACCCCAAGGAGUUUAACGAACACGAAAAGAAAUGCGUCUGCCCCGAGCAUAUGAAGACCGACAAGUAUGGAAACUGCUUCACCCCUCCCGAGUGCCACGAUCCUAUGGUCCUCUCCAAGGACAUGAAGUCGUGCGUCUGCAAGGAAGGAACGGUAGCCGACCACUACGCCCCGGGAGGUUGCAAGCCCAAGCCUCCUACUUGCCCUUACGGAUGGGACGAGCACGGCAACUGCAAGCCCAAGCCCGAAUGCCCUAACGGAUGGGAUGAGCACGGUAACUGCAAGCCCAAGCCUACGACCUGCCCUAACGGAUGGGACCAGUACGGGAACUGCAAGCCCAAGUGUCCUGAAGGAACGAAGCCGGGCCUUCUCGGUGGUUGCUCCAAGCUCGGACUCUUGGGUAUCAACCUCUGAUCGAGAGCGAUUACACUGGCCUCGAACCAGUCGCUUGAAGGUGGAGCGAGGAUGACAGACGGAUGAGAUGAGACGGGAGGUCAGGAGUGGCCUCGGAGGAUACGAUAUGGACUUUCUAAUCAAUAUCGAAAAAAUCCCAUAAAACCCACAAAAAAAGCGAACGAACGGACUUUCAGGAUAGCAAUAAGCGAAUCGAAAAUCGAAUAAUCAAAUGUAACAGUCAGAUCGAAAUAACUUGUCGAACUCGGAAAUGAAACAAACGUAUCAAAUGCCUAUUGGACCC
Messenger RNA from Filobasidium floriforme, 1822 nucleotides. RefSeq lists its product as uncharacterized. Bases 253 to 1539 code for a protein of 428 amino acids. NCBI's taxonomy places the organism in Eukaryota, Fungi, Basidiomycota, Tremellomycetes, Filobasidiales, Filobasidiaceae. The transcript is spliced from 7 exons. The record is from RefSeq and is a predicted model, not a curated record.